Messenger RNA from Panicum virgatum (switchgrass), 1021 nucleotides. RefSeq lists its product as uncharacterized. The transcript is spliced from 2 exons. The record is from RefSeq and is a predicted model, not a curated record. Lineage: Eukaryota; Viridiplantae; Streptophyta; Magnoliopsida; Poales; Poaceae. Bases 41 to 1021 code for a protein of 326 amino acids.
AGCACAACAAAGCCGCCGCCGUUACAGCUAGCUAGCGCAAAUGGCCAGGCUGGGAUUGCUGCUUCCCCUGGCCUUGGCGGCGGCCGUCCUCCUGCUCGCCGUCGCAGCCGCCGCCGCGCCUUCCGGCAGGCCACCCAAGGCGCAGGGGCCCAAGCAGCACGAGAAGCCCAAGCCAAUGAAGGUCAAGUGCCACGACCGCAAGCUCUACCCUUACUGUUUCGGCAAGCCGAUGGAGUGCCCCGCCGCGUGUCCCCAGUCAUGCUACGCCGACUGCAACUCCUGCAAGUCCGUCUGCGUGUGCAGCGUCCCGGGAGCCUGCGGCGACCCGCGCUUCAUCGGCGGCGACGGCAACGCCUUCUUCUUCCACGGCCGCAGGGACGCCGACUUCUGCGUCCUCUCCGACCGCGACCUCCACAUCAACGCCCACUUCAUCGGCAAGCGCGGCGGCGACGGCAUGACCCGUGACUUCACCUGGAUCCAGGCCAUCGCCGUGCUCUUCGACGGCCACCGCCUCUACGUCGGCGCCCGGAAGACCGCCACCUGGGACGACGACGUCGACCGCUUGAAGCUCGCCCUGGACGGCGAGCCCGUGAGCCUCCCGCAGGAGGCCGACGCCGCGUGGACGUCCAGCGCCGUGCCGGCACUGUCCAUCACCCGCACCAAGGCGGCCAACGGCGUGCUGGUCGCGCUCGACGGCAGGUUCAAGAUCAGGGCGAACGCCGUGCCCAUCACCGAAGAGGAGUCGGAGGUGCACAGGUACGGGGUGACCUCCGACGACUGCCUCGCGCACCUUGACCUGGCCUUCAAGUUCGACGCGCUCACCGGCGACGUGCACGGCGUGGUCGGCCAGACCUACCGCUCCGACUACGUGAACCGGUUCGACGUCAGGGCCACCAUGCCCACCAUGGGAGGGGAGAGCAACUUCACCACGUCCAACCUCUUCGCGGUCGACUGCGCCGUCGCGCGUUACGCACCUGCUGGUGCUGGUCACCAUGACCAUGAUGGUGUUGCAAUGGUGUGA